Molecule: messenger RNA, 732 nt
Organism: Dovyalis caffra
Lineage: Eukaryota; Viridiplantae; Streptophyta; Magnoliopsida; Malpighiales; Salicaceae
Source: the annotation of a GenBank genome assembly
AUGUUCAAUGCAAGACCAGAGAGUUCCAAUGAGACCAUGGAAGGGUGCAAGGGAGUAUUGGAACCAGAAGGGAUAGCCACCAAAAGGUCCAUGGAAGUAACCUUAGGGAAAGGUGUGGUCUGUGUAACUGGUGGAACAGGAUUUGUUGCUUCAUGGUUGAUUACGAGGCUCCUUGAACAAGGUUACACUGUUCGAGCCACUGUAAGAUCUUACCCAGGGUCAGAAGGUAACAGGGACAUCAGCUACCUCACAGACCUUCCAGAAGCAAAAGAGAAACUCGAAAUUUUUAAUGCAGAUCUUGACAAACCAGAGAGUUUCAAUGAGGCCAUUAAAGGAUGCACAGGAGUCUUUCAUCUCGCUCAUCCAGCUAAUUACACGAACAAAGAACCAGAAGAAACUGUCAUCAAAAGAUCCGUGGAAGGAACCUUAGGCAUUUUGAAGGCGUGCCUAAACUCGAAGACUGUGAAGAGAGUUGUGUACACUUCAAGCAUAUCAACAGUUUUGUACAGUGGAAAAGAUCAACAAGUGUUGGAUGAGAGUGCAUGGACAGACAUAGAUUACUUUAGAAGUUUAAAUGCUGUUGGCAAUUCUUCACCGAUUGUCAAGACAAAGACAGAAAGGGCAGCUCUGGAAUUUGCUGAACUACAUGGAUUGGAUCUAGUGACUUUGAUUCCUUCUCUGGCAACAGGGAUCACUAUCGAUUUCUUGCCAGGUCGAAUAUGGUACACGUAG